Paramormyrops kingsleyae is the source of this 2855-nucleotide messenger RNA. The record is from RefSeq and is a predicted model, not a curated record. NCBI's taxonomy places the organism in Eukaryota, Metazoa, Chordata, Actinopteri, Osteoglossiformes, Mormyridae.
CAGUCGUUGAAUAAAAAGCUUCGCAGAGACGGCGCCAUUUUCUCUAGAGCCCGUCGUUGUCGAUUAGCUAUAGUGGAGCCAUAAGCGACGCUUUGUUAUAUUUGGUCGUUUGUCGGCUUUUUAGCGCUAUUUCACACUUGUUAAAAUGAGUGACAUUGAGGAUGGAAACUUUGGAGGACGAGUAAGUAUUUUUAUCAUAGUUCGCUGAAGGGAUACUAUUUCCUUUCUUUCCAGGGUCUGUCUUUCUCUUUCUCUGUAGCUAGAUGGCUAGAUCGAUAUGCCUGGCAAACGGCACAAACGUAAAAGCUACAGUCGUUACGUAUGCUUAAAAAAACCACUAGGCCGGUAAUUAUAAGCUAUAUCCUUGUCACGUUAUUGAAAUGUGUAAGCGUUUAGUGAGUUUGGUACAGUUUCCCCCUUUUUGUGCCUCUGCGAUUUAGGAUAGCUAGGCCACACUACGCUAAAUGAACACUUUAGGCCAGCGUAAAGCAAAAAGGGUCAUUUUAUACGAUGCUGAUACUUUCCACAUAACCGAGUCUCCCAACUGGUUAUUGCCUUUUAACCAGUUAACACUGAUACGCAAACAAUCAUCUGGACCACUUGAAUUGUGCUACGGAACUAGCUAAUGCCCGUAAUGCACAUCCGUGUUGACUAGCGGCUAAAAUCACGAAAUGUAAAUUGAAGCAGUUUAUUUUUAACUUUUACUACUGUAUGAUUCUAAUAGUGACCAGGCGAGGUCGUUAAAGCCGUGAAUGUUUAGGUGUUUGAGCGCUAGUUGGCUAGCUACCAACUAGCUAAUGUUUUGCGUCAUUUUUUUCCAGUGAGUCUCCGUAUCCAAUUUCAUUACCAUAUACAACAGGCUGGUAACGUCUCUAUGUGGCCCUAGAUGCUUUUUAUAGCAGUGAAACCAAGUUAUCAGGAUAUUUUGUCUGCCUGAGAACGGUUCUUCCCCCCUUAUUACUAAAUACCGUUUUUCUGAUCUCAUUCACCGGCCAGUUCUUCUUUUCUUGAUCAGACGUCUUAAAACGUGUGUUUGGUAUCUGGUGAUGCAUUCAUACGUAUAUACUCAUAGGGAACCUGAAAGUGUUUUCUUACUUUGUUCACUUGCUUUGAUCGUAGAUAUUUGUAGAUAUUUUGUGUAGCUAGGGAUGCACGCGCAUCUGAGAAGUAGUUGGCUCAUUUUUUUUGUCUCAUGUAGAUGAUAAACAGGCUUUUUCCUUUUAAAUCCCAUGUUCUUAAUUAUACUGAAUGUUCUUUUUUCAUAAAGGUUAUUGAUCGUGAAGGAUUUGAAGAGUUUUAUCCAAGAAUAUGGAAGAAUGUCCAAGAUAAAAGAAGGCUUAUGAAAACGUGUACAGAUCAGAAAAUAAAAUGGGAAGGGAAAAUGAACUGAAGAUUGGUUCAGAUAGAAGCACUUGCGUUAUGUCAUGUCUAAAAUGAAAAUGAUUUCAAUUUGGGGAAGAAUACCCGGAUUGAGAAAAUGAAAAACUGAAAAAACGAAGAACGAAGAAUAGAAAAAAAGCCUGAGCGAAGUAGCGUAAACAGAAACUGGAGGGAUGAAUGUAUCCUAGGUUAAGUAAAUGAGUCCCGCUCUCCGUCCAAAUCGGACCGCGGCAGCCCGGUUCAUGUUAAGUCGGAGAGCAGGUCGGCCUCACACAGCCCAUCGCAGGUGUCCAAGAGGUCGGAGUCCAGGUCCCGGUCUCGUUCCAAGUCCAGGUCUUACUCACGGAGACACUCCAACCGGCACUACAGUCGUUCUCGCUCUCACUCCCACCGCAAGAAGUCCCGCUCACGCUCCUACAGCCCGGACUACCGGCGCAGGAGGAGUCAGAGCACGUCACCCAUGUCCAACCGACGUAGGCACACAGGCAGCAGGACCAGAUUCAGCAACGACUUCAAAGGCGAAACGUACAAUCAUAGUGAUGCCAGGGCCAAUCCAGACCCCAAUACCUGCCUCGGGGUGUUUGGGCUGAGCCUGUACACCACAGAGCGUGACCUGCGUGAGGUGUUUUCCCGCUAUGGACCCUUAGCUGGCGUCAACGUGGUGUAUGACCAACGCACGGGCCGUUCCCGGGGCUUCGCCUUCGUCUACUUCGAGAGGAUCGACGACGCCAAAGAGGCAAUGGAGCGAGCGAAUGGCAUGGAGCUAGAUGGAAGACGCAUCAGAGUGGAUUACUCCAUCACCAAGCGGCCUCACACCCCCACACCAGGCAUUUACAUGGGACGGCCCACACACAGCAGUGGCGGGAGCAGCAGCAGUGGUGGCCGGAGACGCGAUUCGUAUUAUGAGCGUGGAUACGAUCGCUAUGACAGAUACGACGAGUAUGACUACAGAUACAGUCGCAGGCGGUCUCCAUCCCCGUACUACAGCAGAUACCGGUCUCGCUCCAGGUCACGAUCGUACAGCCCCCGACGAUACUAAGACGCUUGGACCUCAAGGAUCUCUUUUACUCAUGUUUGAUCUUUAAUGAAACCACCACUUUAAGGCAUUGCAAUAUUUACAUUAAAUCUAAGCUGGGUAACAUUUAAGCUCUUUUCAGUGGGAUUAUCCAGUUGGGUGAGGUGUUUACGUCUUUUUAGAGAUCUUAAUUUCUACACUUUUCUGUGCAUCUGUGUAUAGCAUUUAAGUCUUGCUGAACAAAAGAGUCUGUUUUUGAAAGCUUAAAAAUGGUACUGUGGGUGGCAUUUUGUUAGGACAUCUCCUCCCAAUUCCUAACAAUGUUUAAAAUGAUUUAUUAUACAAAAUGUGAAACGUGUCUGCUUAAGUUAAAGGUUUAUUUCUGUCAUUUGGAUUUUUUUUUUAUUUUGAUAGGAUGUAUUUCUUUUUAACGAAAUAAACAGUUGAUAUUUCGGUCUCA